Molecule: messenger RNA, 3816 nt
Organism: Didymodactylos carnosus
Lineage: Eukaryota; Metazoa; Rotifera; Eurotatoria; Philodinida; Philodinidae
Source: the annotation of a GenBank genome assembly
AUGGAUGACGUUGUACGACCGUCGUAUUAUGUAUCUACGUUGCAUUUGUAUGAAGAUGAAAAUCUCGAAGAUUUGACAUUGAUUUGGCUUGAUGCUAAAAUCGAUCAAUCUGACGAUUGUAAAGAUACUCAAUUUCGUCUACGCGGAAUCGUUAAUUGGUUAGAAACAUUUGUAGACAUGGAGCAAUGUGUUAACUAUAUUGCAAAUGUAAAGCAAGAAAAGGUUUUUUUUAUUGUAUCUGGUUCAUACGGUGAACAAGUUGUACAAAAAAUUCAUAAUUUUCCAAAAAUAACAUAUAUCUAUGUUUUUUGUCAUGAUAAAAUAAAACAUGAACAAUGGACAAAACAAUAUAAAAAACUUGAUAAUCGUCUAUUUGAUGAUAAAACAUUAUUACUGGAAAAGGUUGAAUUAGAUGUCAAAUCGUGUAUACAAAAUUUUUUACCUAUGAGAUUAUUACAUUCAAAUAUACGACAGAAAACACUGCGUGAUCUUGAUUAUGAAGGUGGAAUGUUCAUGUGGUUCCAGUUGUUAAUUGAAAUUUUGAUUAUGAUGGAAUAUCCCAAUGAUGAAGCUAAAAAUGAUAUGUUAGAAAUAUGUCGAAAACAAUAUCAGAAUAAUCCAAUUGAAAUUUCUAGGAUUGAAGAAUUUAAAGAUACUUAUACUCCAAAAGAUGCUAUCAAAUGGUAUACACGUGAUUGUUUUCUUUAUCGCCUUCUAAAUAAAGCAUUGCGAAUUGAAAAUUUCGAUAUUAUUUAUAAAUUUCGACAUAUUAUUUCUGAUAUUUAUCAACAAUUAAAACAAAUGCAUCCAUCCUAUCUCAAAGUGGUAUCAACGAAAGAAAAUAUUUUAACGGUUUAUCGUGGCCAACAUAUGGCAGCUGAAGAAUUAGAAAGAUUGAAAUUACAUAAAAAUGGUUAUAUCUCGAUGAAUACAUUUUUAUCAACAUCCUUAUCGUGUGAAGCAGCUGUUACCUUUGCUGGUGACGGUAGUGGUCGUCCACAAUACGAAUCUAUUAUGUUCGAAAUCGAUAUUCCUCUCGAUGAAAAGAAGAGCAAUGAUGAUGAUGACAGUAUACCACCAUUUUCUAAUAUUAAUCAAGUCAGUUAUAUACCGAAUGAAAACGAAAUAUUAUUUUCUAUAGAAUGUAUUCAAGAAGGAUAUAAAAACAAAAUAAGGAUUAUAUUUCGUAUUGAAUCAAUUGAACAAAUGACUGAAAAUUUAUGGAUGAUAAAACUUAGGUUAGACAGUAAAAACAACAUGGAAUUACAAGAAGUUUCAAAGCAUAUCAGAACUCAAUUUUUAGAUGAAAAACCGUCUUUGCUUAAUUUGGGCAAGAUUUUUCUAUUUAUCGAUGAUUAUGAUAAAGCUGAAAAAUAUUAUAAAAUUCUACUUGAAGAGUUAUCGUCGAAUCAUAAAAAUCUGCCAGAUGUUUACCACCAUUUAGGAUUCGUGUAUCGAGGCAAAGGUGAAUAUUCUUUAGCUACCGAAUAUUUCGAUAAAGCUCUUGUUAUAGAACAUAGUCAGUCAACCGAAAAUAAUCCUCAUCCGAUGUUACACAAUACAUAUGCUGGACUGGGACUGUUAUAUGACUCUAUGGGUGACUAUGAUCUGGCAAUUGAUAUGUAUCGUAAAGCAAUGCAGAUAAUUACAUCAACUGAACUACUGAACGAAGAACACAUGAUUGGAAUUUAUAAUAACAUGGCUUUUACAUAUCGUCAUCAAGGCAAAUAUGAGCAAUCACUGACGUUGUAUAAUCAGAUAUUGGAAAAACAAUUGAAAUUGCUGCCCACUUUUGAUCCGGAAUUUGCUAUCACCUACAAUAAUAUUGCACUAGUGUGGAGUGAAAUUGGUGAUGUGACCCAAGCUCUCAGCAAUUAUGAAAAAGCGCUUGAAAUUGAAAAAAAAACACUGCCACCAGAACAUUCCACUACUGCUUCUACUUACAAUAAUAUUGGAAUACUUCAGUUUAAACAAAAAAAUAUUUUAGAAUCAUUAAAUAAUUUUAAACGUUCACUCAAUAUAUUUUUAAAGGUGUAUGGUGUUGAUCAUCAAUCUGUAGCUACUGUCUACACAAACAUGGGCGAUGUCCAUGGUUUUGCAAAAGAGUAUAGUGAGGCCAUGAAAUAUUUAGAAGAUGCGAUUCAGAUCAAUCUGAAAUUGUUACCUGCAUCACAGUUCAAUUUAGUUCAUACAUAUAACAUUAUUGGCGCCGUUUACUAUAUGCAGCAGCGGUAUACAGAUGCAAUAGAAAGUCAUCAAAAUGCGUUGAAAAUAUUACAAGUUAGACAAAAGGAAGCAGGUCUACGAGAACGUUUCAGAGUAGCUGAGCUUCUGACUGUUACAUACAACGCUAAAGCUCGUAGUUUAUUAGAAACAAACAAAUGGGAAGAAGCAAUAGCAUGCCAAGAAAACGCACUCGAAGAAUAUUUUGUUUAUCAUCAUAAUAAUGAGUCUCAUUUUGAUAUUAUAGAGCAGUAUAAUAAGAUUGGAUAUUCUUGUAAACAUGCCAAUCAGCUAGAGAAAGCGAUGAGAAUGUUUAUACAAUCAUUUCGUAUUCAAGCAGUACGUAUUAUCAAAAAGGACCGAGAAACUGUAACUGCUCGUACAGCUGGUCACUAUUUUGCGCAAGUAGAUGCAUGGCUAAUUGCAAUUGAAAACUAUGAGAAAAUACUCGACAUUACUCAAUUAAAUUCACCAUAUGAUCGUUUAUUUGCUGAAACAUACUCUGGAAUUGGUCAAACAUUAUACGAGUUUGGUUUGCUUCCAGAAGCAUUAGAAAUGUUUGAAAAAACACUUCAUCUUCUAUGGAAUACACAUGAACUGACUCAAUUGUUAUUAUCAACAACUCAUUUUGAUAUCGGUAAUAUUCAUUUCCAGCAAGAAAAGUAUGAUGAAGCAGCUAAAAAUUAUCUAUUAGCGUUGGAUAUUGAGCUCAAUUCAUCAAGCGCAACUGGUGCAAGUUUAGCAUUAAAAUAUCAGCGGCUCGGUGAAGUUUAUAUGCGGGAGAGUAAAUUUGACGAAGCACUUGAAUGCUAUCGAAAGUCCCUGAAAUUAGAAGCAGAUUCUGUUUCACCUGAUCAUUUACAGUAUGCACGUAACUAUCAUGAAAUUGCCGCAGUUCUAGUUCUGAAGUCGAUGCCCGAUGAUGCUCUGGCCUAUUAUGAAAAAGCAUUGCAGAUAAGAUUAAAAGACUUAUCAAACAAGAAUGCAUCGAAUAAUAGUGAAAAUCAUUUGAGUAUAGCGCACAAAGACCUUGCAUCCACAUAUUAUAAUAUGGCUGUGAUCUAUGAAGAUGCUGAACGUUAUGAAGCAGCAAUCAAAUGUCAUGAAAAUGCAGUGGAAAUAUAUUUAAAAUGUUCAUCAAACAUCGAUUUGGCUAAAACUUACAACUAUAUUGCCGACGCGUAUUUGAGUCUUGAAAAUGAACAAGCAGCCCUUCAAAAUUAUAAUAAAGCAUUAAAUUAUAUAAUAAUAGAGCCAAAAUCAGAUUAUACUAUAGCUUCUCAGGUUUGCAAAAGUAUUUCAGCAAUCUAUCGGGAGCAACCAGAAAAUGACGAUCAUGAAUUGUCUGAGAAAUUUCGAAUCUAUAUCGAAAAAGCCAAAGACUUCGAAGACCAACAUAAAUGUGGUGACGCAUGUAAAUGUUAUUUAUUAGCACUUAACGAUCUACUGAUAACUGAUCCAAGUAACCAUAAAGUGCUAGCAGAAACAUACAGUAAAAUGGCAAAUACAUUUGAAAGUGUUCAAAAUAUCCAGAAUAUCCUACCAAGGUUACAAAUGGGCAUCUAUCGAGUAAACUCCACAUCCGAAAGUUGA